AAAACUUAUUAUGGUGUUAUAAAAGACAUUCUUGAGCUGAACUACCAUCACCAGGGAAAAAUAGUAUUGUUCAAAUGUGAUUGGAUUGAUAACCGAGUACGAGACAAAUGGGUCAAAAUAGACAAGUUUGGGGUGACAAUGGUCAACUUCAAGCAUUUAUUCAAUACCGGUGACAAGGAAUUAGAUGAGCCAUUUAUUUUUGCAUCUCAGGCAACUCAAGUUUACUAUGUGCAAGAUCCUAUUGAUGCUGAUUGGUUUGCUGUUUUAAAGUCAAAACAACGUGACAUGUAUGAUAUGGAAGAAAGGCUAGACAACAGUACAGAAAUAGGUUCUUUCUUGCCAGAUUUGGAUGCACACACACAAGUUAAUGUAUCUAUUGGUGGUAGUUGUGUUAGGACUGAUAUAGAUGGAAUAAUGAUUGCCGAAAACCAACCUAGCAAGAGGAAAGUUUGUAAGAGGAAGAGGAAUGGGUAAAGAAACGGAGGUCAAUGAAUAUGAACUACAAAGGGCUGCCAACAUAAAAGAAAAUUUGA
Zea mays is the source of this 533-nucleotide messenger RNA. RefSeq lists its product as uncharacterized. The transcript has 2 exons. The coding region runs from base 139 to 474 and encodes 111 amino acids. The record is from RefSeq and is a predicted model, not a curated record. NCBI's taxonomy places the organism in Eukaryota, Viridiplantae, Streptophyta, Magnoliopsida, Poales, Poaceae.